Messenger RNA from Armigeres subalbatus, 3101 nucleotides. RefSeq lists its product as uncharacterized. Gene Ontology annotation, biological process: positive regulation of epidermal growth factor receptor signaling pathway; signal transduction; positive regulation of fibroblast growth factor receptor signaling pathway. NCBI's taxonomy places the organism in Eukaryota, Metazoa, Arthropoda, Insecta, Diptera, Culicidae. The record is from RefSeq and is a predicted model, not a curated record. The transcript has 5 exons. The coding region runs from base 1002 to 2474 and encodes 490 amino acids.
AAGUCUAUCGCUUGGGGACUUUAUGUCAGUCCAGCUUAAACCGUGCACGUGAGUGGAAGUGAUUUUGACGUAGCGUGGAGCGUUAGUGUGAUUAUUGCGGUUCUAAGGCAACGGAGCCGAUAUUGUUGAUGUACGACUGUGGUCCGGCUGAACGACGACGUCCGGCCGUUUGUUGUUGAACAGCGUCAGCAUUGUUCGGAAUUUUGUGUAACUAUUACCAAGAGCAGACAGCACGGACGGGAAAACUGCGAAGAAGCGAGCUGAUAGUGCGGUGGUCACUGUUUUGAUUAGAUGGUGACCGAGAACAACUGUUGUAUUAUUGGAAACUCAAAACUUGGUUCUGACGGAUGAAUGGCGGCAUCGUUAUCAGCAGUUGUGUAUUUGUGAUUUUUGCGUAAAUGAGCAAGACGGAAUAGUGGCUCCGGAUCGAUAUUUAUGGGGCAAGACAGUGAGUGGUAUUGUAAUUGGAGGUAUGCCAUGUCUGCUUGAGGAGUGAAGUAAAGCAUAAUAAUUGCUUGAUAAGUGAGACGACCGAGAAGUCGUUGAAGGCGGAUGAUUGGAAGAUUGUGGGGAAAGGAGAAAUUGUUUUGUGGAGGCCAGCAAGAAAGUGAAUGAGUUAAUGCACCAUAAAUAAUUGGCCUGUGAAAAAAUUGGUGUACCAGAAGAGAUCUGAGAAACAUCGCGAAAACGAUCUUCUGUGACAGUGCAAGCGAGAGUGCAAUCAAAGCAAAACAAAGUUGUGAAUAUUUUGGAAGAGAUAUUUUGGUGUGUUUUUAAAAGCGGGCUCAUUACAAGAGCCAACAACUGUCAUAAAAAUGAUUUAGAAAUAAACAAAUUGUUUCGCUGAUUGCGAUUCUCAAGGAAUCGCGCGAACGAAGCAUCGAACUAGAAACAAUCAUAACAAAGACAAGCAACGAAACAGUGGAUAGAGUCCAGGAAGCAACCUUUUGGAUUAAUCACAUUUGCAGUAGAAUUGGUGUGACGCACAGCAUUCAAAGAAGAUGCUGAAACACGUGCAGAUCUCGCCGAUGCGCAGCCGAGCCGAUUCGCUCUCGAUGCGGUCGUCGACCUCCUGUGCGUCCUCGCUGUGCGGAAGUCCCGAGCCGCCCGGCGAACAGCUGAGGAGUCACUCGCGGGCGUCCAGCUAUUCCAGCCUGAAUGAGACCAUUCCACAGACCACCAUCAAAAUCUACACAGCGUGCCUCCGCCAGGACAUCGAGUACAAAACGCUCGGCAUUUCGUACGACGCCACCAGCAAAAGCGUCGUUCAGCAGCUGCUCCGACGAUGCAAAAUGCGACAUCGUGAUCCACGGCUGUUCUACCUGACGAUGGAGGUGACCGUACGGAGGCCCGGCGUUAAAUCACUGCUGGAGCUGGAUGAUGAAGCGAGGCCGGCCCUGCUGCAGGCUUGCCACCCGAAGGGCGACUCCAGAUUUUGCCUCCAGCAAAAACCUGGCGGUCUCAUCCGGGUGCACACAUCGGCCCUGCAGCCCAACUCCCAGUACAAAUCGCUUCUCAUCUCCGAGGAAACCACCUCGGACGAGCUGCUCGCCCUGCUCCUCUCCUGCUACAACUCCAUCGAACCGGUCGAACAGUUCAGCCUGUACGAAGUCUGCCCCGGCCAGGAAUACCAACGGAAACUCCACCCGGACGACCUGCCCCUAAAAACGCAACUCCAGCGGCAACAGCGCAACGAAAUCAUGCACUUUCUGGUGCGCCGAAAUCCAAACUACCCCCGACGGCGCCAAAUGUUGGCACCCAUCUCCGAAGUGAAACACUUCAUCAUCGGUCCCGGCUCGUUAACGCACCACCGACUCUCGCUGCACUCGUCGACCUUCCCGCUCAGUGCCGUAACCACACCGACCAAUACGCUCAUUUCGGACAUCGUCGAUGGCGUUUCCUCGCUAAACAGCCUCAACGAACCCAAGAGCAUGGCCCUGCGGGAAUCAUGUCUAUCUUCCUCCUCGUCGUCCUCAUCCUCAUCCUCUUCGUCGUCAUGCUCGAGUUCAAGCAGUUCGAGCAGCUCUAGCAGCCGAUCCAGCGAAGACGACAACAACAACGACGACCGGAGAUGUUGCCUGCAGUGCAAAUCAAACGUCGAUCAGUCGGACUGUGAACAGUGCCAACGAGAAAGACCGCUGGACACGGUGGACGGUCCUGCGGUUAAAGCUCGCAACGCGGACCGAUGCCUACAAGCACCACCUCGCCCCUCCAAAGCAUCGCUUCUACCUUCCUCCCUUCUAAUGGCUCCAUCGGCACCUUCCUACAACCCGGUUUACAACAUCCGAGAAAUCCGGACCGUGUGCAACUCGUUUUCCUCGCUCGGAAUCGACAAAAAACUGGUCGACAUCGAAAGGAUCGACAACCGGACGAGCAGUGCCAGCAUAACGGGCAACGUGACGAGGAGCACCGUCGUGAAGGAAGCCGUCAACACCGACCCCGUGAAGGGCGUGGGCAAUUUCAUCUACAUCUGAGCGCGGCGGCGUGCGUUGGGACUCCGAAACGAAUCGAAAACAACGACGACACCGAUAGGUGGCUAUUAUCCGUGAAAAAAUGGAUAAAGUUCUCCCGCGCGAAAGUGAAAUCGAGAUGGCACCGAAGACGCGAACUUUUGCGAUUACAAUUUUGUUUCGUCCACUAGUCACAGUUAUUAAUGUUAUUAAAUUGAUUUUAUUUGAUGUUUUUUCCUUUCGCUGCUUUUCAUGUAUAGAGAUAGAUAAGAAAGUGGAAGUUAAUGAAAAGGAAUUUCGUGUAGCAAUAUAUUUUUAUGCGCUAUAAACCCUCAAGGGUACAACAGGUUUCGGUGUGAGUGUUGUUCAAAAGGAUUCAGAAAAAAAGACUUCUAAACUUUGAAUAACCAAUACAAGGUGAUGAAGAAGGUAAUAACUCAAAUUUUGAUGAAGUUUUUCUUAGACAUGGAAAUCAUUCACCUGUAUUGGAUAUUCAAACGAACUCCCACCGAUAAGGAAAACCUGUCAACACAUCAAAACUAAUCCAAAAAUGAGCAUCCCAAGUGUAUAAUAAAAGGAACAAAGCAAGUAAUUGAAGCCAAAAAAUGAAUCAGCAAACUCCUCAGCCAACCGACAAAGAAGAUGUUAUUU